This is a messenger RNA of Homalodisca vitripennis (glassy-winged sharpshooter), 2390 nucleotides long. Its product is annotated as snRNA-activating protein complex subunit 3-like. Gene Ontology annotation, molecular function: RNA polymerase III type 3 promoter sequence-specific DNA binding; core promoter sequence-specific DNA binding; RNA polymerase II cis-regulatory region sequence-specific DNA binding. Gene Ontology annotation, cellular component: snRNA-activating protein complex. The record is from RefSeq and is a predicted model, not a curated record. NCBI's taxonomy places the organism in Eukaryota, Metazoa, Arthropoda, Insecta, Hemiptera, Cicadellidae. The coding region runs from base 281 to 1444 and encodes 387 amino acids. Gene Ontology annotation, biological process: snRNA transcription by RNA polymerase III; snRNA transcription by RNA polymerase II. The transcript is spliced from 6 exons.
AUGCUUUUGUUUGGGUUUGGUGUUCGUUUGCACUAGGGCUGUGCAAGUGUUGUUGGGUUAUGUUUUGUUUUGUGUUUUGCUAAAAAUUUAUUUUAAUAAUUUAUUCCGUGUAAUAGUGAUAUACCGAAAUCAUAUAUUUACAGAAAGUUCGUCGGAGUAUUAGAAGUUUGGUUAAUUCUCGUAUUUAACGUUUUCUUAUUUCAGUUUUUUGAUUGUGUUUAACUUGUUGCUCAGGUAUUACUUAUGUUGAGUUUUUGUUUGAAAACUAUAACAAUUUGAAAUGGAAGAAAUAUACAUGAAAGGAUUUGUAGGGCGACGAGCCUGGUGCAGUGAAAAAGUUCAUUUGAAAUCUUAUUUUGAAAAAUAUUCUGACACUUUAUGUGAAGUAGCUAACAAAAGAAUAUCAGAAAUCGAUAUUUUGCAACAAUUUGUCCCGCAAUCGAAUCAACUAUCACAAGAAGAAUUAUUCAAAUUAAUUGAUAUCAUGACAGGCGAACAACUAACUACUCUGCUUGAUGAAGAUGUACUAAAAAAGAAAAUAAUAAGCUCAAAAAAGAAUACUAAGCCAUCAACAAGUUCUGUAGCAGAUGAAGCUAAUCCUAGCUCAUCUUUUUCUAAGGGAAGCUAUCAAUGGCAAAGGCAAGACAGACUCAGAAGUGACAAGUUUCAAGUUGUCAGGCGGGAGGUUGUAUUGGAUGCUACUGAGAAAGUAGGACCAAAAAACCUAUUGCCUAACAGGGAUUUCAUGGUUUCUUUCCGCAUCCACGAUCCCUUCAGUCACACAGUCGGGGAUAACUCAAGACCAGGCAGCUGCUCCCAGCAGAUCAAUGUACUGGGUCAACAGUUUCUCACAGCACUCAAGGACAAGAUCGUAUGUGAGUCGGACUUCCAAGACACGCGGGGGGAUGUCAGUGAACAGCCUGAUGCUCCAGUCACCCUACGUGCAAGGGAAUUGUACGAGUCUAGUAUGUUCUACUUUGACAACACUUUUUACAUUGACACCCGCAACAAUGAGAAUGUCGACUACAGCAAAACUAUUAAGGAGUGGGGAACUAAGAGAGGCAUUUUGUUUGGAGGCACCAAGCAAAUGGAGCGUACACUAGUGGAGGACCUGGAGAUCAGAUUCGGCUACCCGUAUCUCUACUUACACCAGGGUUGCUGUGAGCAUGUCGUCAUUAUCAACGAUGCCAGAUUGCUGACACCCAAAGAUUCUCUGUUUGGAUUUGACUAUCCCCUAAUGACCAAAGUGUCGCACAAAAACUUAAUUCACUGCAUGACUUGUUCACGUUUCCCUGCCAAGUGGAUUGUGCGAGGCAGUGAUCGCUUGGCGCAUGACCCGACCUAUCAAUGUAAGACCUGCUUCAAAUUGCUGCACUAUAAAAACGGCAAGAAAAUAGGCAAAUUCACAGCCUACCAGUAUUGGCAGCGCAGCACCAUUCUGUGAUUGUGGUUAGCGAAGUUGCACUACAAGAUUUAAAAGAGAUAUUUUAUUGAAGAUUGCAUUAAGCUGUGUAUAGUGUAUCAUAUUACAAUUUAUGUAAUCCAGAUACCAUACUUGUUGGGCAACACUACACUUAAGAAAUCAUGACUUUUCAUCAUGAAACGGGUCAAGAACUAUAAAAACAUUUGAUUUUAUGAGCUAACAGACAGGGAGGUGUACCAAGGGGUAUAUGAUAGUCUAACCUCCCUCCCCCAAUUCCAGUUUUCCUUACAAGUAUUUUACAAAAAAAAACAUUCUUAAUUUUAAGGAUAAUGUUUACAUACAUACUAUCAUUGAUUAUUUUAUUCUCAAUAAUAUACAUAUGCUCUUAAUAAAUUGCAUAAAGUAAUACCCCCUCCCACCAAUAAAUUUCCAGGCCUGUUGCUGAUAUCUGAUAUAUAUUUCUUUUAAACAAUUAAUUUUCUUUAAAAGUGACAAUGUGGCUGUAGUAAAAUUCCUAGAUUACCUAUAUCUUGUCAUUUAGUGUGUAAAGGGUGUGUUCUUUGUUUUAUUCUAAUUUUGGAAUUUGAUAAUCCGCUCUUAUAAUUUUUUACCUGAUGGCUUUGAUACUUAACUUCUCAGUGAUGACAAUUUAUUAACUCAAGCCUGCUUAAUAACUUGUAAGAGAGUUGUCCAAAAUCCCAAAUGUAUUGGGUGGUUAAUAUUUGACUCACCAUCAUAUUUUCAUUUUUGUAGAUUAUUAACUUAACAAGACAAUUUUAAUAAUGUUUUAAUUUAUAUUUUUUAUUCUUUUUAUAUAUUUUUUUAAACAGCUUAUAUGUUAUUAUUUAAAACUAUGGAACAUUUAUUGUGAUUAAUUUGUUAACAUAUUAGUCUCAUUACUUUUAAACUGACAUUUUGUAAUUUGUUGUAAAUUUUGUGAAUAAACAUUUAUACUAUUUGUUUUAAA